Molecule: messenger RNA, 2295 nt
Organism: Daldinia vernicosa
Lineage: Eukaryota; Fungi; Ascomycota; Sordariomycetes; Xylariales; Hypoxylaceae
Exons: 3
Coding region: 227-1984 (585 amino acids)
Biological process (GO): potassium ion transmembrane transport
Cellular component (GO): plasma membrane
Molecular function (GO): potassium ion transmembrane transporter activity
Source: RefSeq, a predicted model, not a curated record
GCGGGUCCGAUUGAACAAUUGACAAUUGACAAUUGAUUGACGACGGAGCAGUAUUGGUUUCGAGGGUGUCACGACUUCAAUUACAUUCAAUUACAUUCACUUACCUUCUUUUCUUCGAAGCCAAUCCCUUGAUUGGCAACAUUUUGAUACCCCAUCCCCUUCCUUUUGUUAGUUUCCCACACUCGGUUGGGCAGGUUCUUGUCACAGCGACUUCACACACAGCAAGAUGGGCUGCAUUGGAGGUCGAAAACAGGCGGAAAUCCGUCCUGAACAGAAGUGGGAUGCUAUUAGUCUAAAAGACUUCAAGUCAACAUCAUGUUUCACUCCCUUCGCCUACGCUUACCUUUACUUUUCUCUUAUUAUAUCCGUUGCCGUUUAUGGUGUUGAUACAUUUACCGCCAUCAAUUUGUUAGCUUUCAAUACCUGGUCGUCCAGUAUUGCACCUACUCAGCUCAUCUCGAGAGACGUAUCGAAAUGGAUCUUUUCGAUUUGCAUCAUCGCCUCUUUCGUCAAUUUGGCAUUCGAGCAUAUCCGUGCCAUGAGGGUCAUGAAGCGAGGAAGUGUAGCCGAAUGCUAUCUUGACAAUCUCGCCGUGCGCUUAGAAAGUGCACGGCUCGGGAAGGGUCAGGGAUGGAGGCGCUUUCUUGUCUUCGCCGAAUUGACUAAGUCUAAGAAGGGUGCUGAAUAUGUCGCGCUCUUUACGUACUUCAGCUUCCAAUCCUGGAUUCGAGUUAUAUUCUGCUCCGGACCGCGACAAGUUGUCAAUGCUCUGACCUUGUUAUCUGUUUAUAAUUCGAAUCUCAUUCCGACCGAUGUUUCUUCCGUGCAGAGCACGCUCGGGACAUUCUUUGACAAGCUCGAACAUCUCGCCGACGAAAACAAGCAGCAGGUGGUGAUCCUAUCGGGCAUGGUGUUCACGUUAGUCAUCUGGGCUUUUUCUGUACUUUUCCUACUCAUCGCGGCUCUAUUUUACGUCUUCUUCCUCUGGCAUUAUAUCCCCCGACAGGACGGUGGGCUCCACGGUUACUGUGAGCGGAAGGUCAACAAACGAUUGACGAAAAUCGUGACGGUCAAAGUCAAUAAGGCUAUCGCUAAGGAAGAGCGAGACCGGAUGAGGGCCGAGCUUAGGGCGGCGAAGAAGGCUGGUGAAAAGCCGCCCCUUGGACGACAAGCGACCUUACCGACCAUACCGACUCUCAUGGACGACGGUACAGAAGACAAACUCCCGGAGAUGCCUAUGCUCAAUCGUAACGAUACCAUGGCUACCCUACCAGCAUAUACCUCGCGACCUGGUUCGCAGCAUAGCAUCGAGCUCAAUUCUUGGGAUCAGAAGCGACCAGCACCAUCAAGACAGGGAACAAUGAAUACGAAUGCCUCAGCAUCCAGCUUUUCUUCGCGAACUCCAUUGGUGGGCAAUGCAGCCGGGAUGGGCUUUGAUCGAUCGGCGUCUCCCGCGCCGACUCUACCGCAAAUUGACAUGGCCAACUUCCAGCCGCCUGCGCGUCCGGCAACUGCAGCCUCGAAUAGGAGUUUUGGGCCCGGUCCCCAACCCGUCCGGGUGCAGACUAACGGGAGUGGAUUUGGUGCCGGGUAUGCUGCGAGCCCGUCUACGUAUUCGCCGGAUACCUCGUCUCCAAUGGACGGCUAUCGCCGACCCGCCCCCGUGCCCCGUCCGUUCAACCAAAUGGGUGGACGCUCUAGCCCAGCUCCAUCUGUUUAUUCGAACCGCGGGCCGCCUUCGAAUGGGCCACCAUCCUAUGGUGGCCAACCUUACCCACCCCCUCGUAGUAUCACGAAUCCUCCUAUGCUCUCUGGACAGAGAAUGCCACCACAGCGGAAUAUGACAGCACCGAUGCCGCCCCGGCAGCAGGAUGGAUACUACGGGCAGCGCCCUGGAAUGGCUCCGAGUCACCAGAGGGAUACGAGCCAGGGAUAUAACUAUGGCAGUGAUAUGGAAUCGCAGCGUGAUUUUCCAAGAUACUAGUAGUAUUCACUGUUAAAUGACGGUUACGCAGGAAGAGUGGGAUAGACGCGGAUACCCAGAUACCCUAAUAUCAUACCAAUUACGUAAAUAACGUUGAUGGUAUAUCCCUGAUCAUGGUUUGGAGCUGGUGCGAAUAGGCAGAAGGCCGUUGUGUUUAGGAAGCGUCCGGAGAAAGUGGCGUUCAGAGGUAAAUCCGAUGAUUUUCAAAUAAUGAGACUUCGAUGUAUUAUACAUAACCGUAUUUGCUGUCAUUCUGUCGAGUAGCUACCUUUACGGCUACUAGUUUAACCUAUACCACGGAUAUUCCUCGG